Molecule: messenger RNA, 2100 nt
Organism: Musa acuminata AAA Group (dessert banana)
Lineage: Eukaryota; Viridiplantae; Streptophyta; Magnoliopsida; Zingiberales; Musaceae
Product: T-complex protein 1 subunit beta
Exons: 11
Coding region: 194-1777 (527 amino acids)
Biological process (GO): protein folding
Cellular component (GO): chaperonin-containing T-complex; cytosol
Molecular function (GO): ATP binding; ATP hydrolysis activity; ATP-dependent protein folding chaperone
Source: RefSeq, a predicted model, not a curated record
UCAUGGUGACGGCCCUGUCAAGCCCUGUUACUGUCGUAUGUUCCGUCGACGCCGGGGGCUUUCUUGAAUCGGUUCUAGGGUUUUGGAUUUCUGGAGAAGUCGAAGAAAGGAAACCGAGGGUAUACUCCCCGUUCCCCAUUUCGAUUACUUCAUCGUGAUUCGUUUCCUUCCCGUUUGAUAUCAGCCUUGCGAAAUGACGGUGGAACGGCUGCUUAAAGAUGAAGCUACCGAGCAGAAAGGAGAUCGAGCGAGAAUGGCCUCAUUUGUCGGUGCCAUGGCAAUUGCUGACUUGGUCAAGACAACUUUAGGUCCAAAAGGAAUGGAUAAAAUAUUGCAAUCAACUGGUAGAGGACACAAUGUUACUGUUACUAAUGAUGGUGCAACUAUCUUGAAAUCUCUUCAUAUUGACAAUCCAGCUGCUAAGGUCCUUAUUGAUAUCUCCAAAGUUCAAGAUGAUGAGGUUGGUGACGGGACAACUUCUGUUGUUGUUUUGGCUGGAGAGCUUCUGAGAGAGGCUGAAAAACUAGUCAAUAAAAAAAUUCAUCCAAUGACUAUUAUUGCAGGCUACAGACUGGCUGCUGAGUGUGCAUGUAAUGCUUUACUGCAGAAGGCCAAGGAUAAUAAACAGGAUCCAGAUAAGUUUAAGUCAGAUUUGAUGAAAAUUGCGAUGACAACCCUGAGUUCGAAAAUACUCUCCCAGGACAAGGAACAAUUUGCUAAACUAGCAGUGGAUGCUGUUCUAAGGCUAAAGGGCAGCACAAAUUUGGAGUCUAUCCACAUUAUUAAGAAGGCUGGAGGUUCCCUUAAAGAUUCAUUUCUAGAUGAAGGGUUUAUUCUUGACAAGAAAAUAGGAAUUGGUCAACCAAAACACAUCGAAAAUGCAAAGAUUUUGGUGGCAAACACUGCCAUGGACACUGACAAAGUUAAAAUAUAUGGGGCUCGAGUUCGUGUUGAUUCAAUGGCUAAAGUUGCAGAGAUUGAGGGAGCUGAAAAAGAGAAAAUGAGAGAAAAAGUGCAGAAAAUCAUAGCUCAUGGAGUCAACUGUUUUGUCAAUAGGCAGCUAAUUUACAACUUCCCUGAGGAACUUUUUGCAGAUGCUGGCAUUCUUGCCAUUGAGCAUGCUGACUUUGAAGGGAUUGAGCGUCUAGCCUUGGUAACUGGUGGUGAGAUCGCAUCAACUUUUGAUAACCCAGAGUCUGUAAAGCUUGGACACUGCAAGCUGAUUGAGGAGAUAAUGAUUGGUGAGGACAAGUUGAUUCAUUUUUCUGGGGUUGAAAUGGGUCAGGCAUGUACAAUUGUCCUAAGAGGUGCAAGUUCCCAUGUGCUGGAUGAAGCAGAAAGAUCGUUGCAUGAUGCUCUUUGUGUGCUGUCUCAGACAGUGAAUGACUGUAGGGUCUUGCUUGGGGGUGGAUGGCCUGAGAUGGUGAUGGCAAAAGAGGUAGAUGACCUUGCACGUAAGACUCCAGGGAAAAAAUGUCAUGCCAUUGAAGCUUUCUCACAUGCUCUCCAAGCAAUACCCACAAUCAUUGCUGACAAUGCUGGUGUGGACAGUGCUGAGUUGAUCUCUCAGCUUCGAGCUGAGCAUCACAAUGACACAACUAAUGCAGGAAUUGACAUCAUAUCUGGUGGUGUUGGAGACAUGGAGAAGCUAGGGAUAUCAGAGUCAUUUAAAGUAAAGCAAGGUGUGCUCUUGUCAGCAACCGAGGCAGCUGAGAUGAUAUUGAGGGUUGACGAGAUCAUAACUUGUGCUCCACGAAAAAGAGAGAACAGAAUGUGAUGUUCAUAGGUCACCUUAACCUUUAGCCGAGGCAUGCAAGCAACAUUUUGUUACUUUACAAUGUUCUAACAUAUUAUUAUUUAUUUUCUGAGGGAUGAGUUCUUAUAAAAACAAUUCACGGAAUUGUUCUGUACAAGGUGUUGGCCCCCCAAUUUGCACGCUUGUUACGCUGAUGGUCCAUAACGAGUCACAUAUUGAAUUUUGAUUAUAGGGUUAGUGAUUGCAACAUAAAUGCAGGCUUCUGUAAUCCCUUCUAUUGUUGUAGCUUGACCAGAUCAUCUGGGAAAGAUUUUUCUGUAAGGCUGUGGUUGGUCCAUCUCUCA